AUGGAAAAUAUCCAAGAACGCAACAUAGAAAAUGAACUGAAAACGUCGUAUCUUACCUACGCGAUGAGUGUCAAUACCAAUCGCGCGAUACCUGAUGUCCGUGACGGUCUCAAGCCGAGCACGCGUCGGAUUAUCUACGCUAUGGGUGAGAUAAAUCUGACCGCGAACCGACCCUAUGACAAGUGCGCAGCUGUCGUUGGGGAGGUAAUGAAGAACUUUCAUCCGCAUGGCGAUGGACCUAUUUACGGCACCCUUGUUGGUAUGGCGCAACCGUUCAAUAUGCGCUAUCCGUUGAUAGACGGGCAAGGAAACUUCGGUAGUAUUGAUGACGAUCCGGCUGGGGCGAUGCGCUACACGGAAUGUCGGCUUACCAGGAUUGCCGCGGAGAUGCUCACGGACAUUGAUAAGCAGGUAGUCGAUUUUCAACCCAACUACAAGGAAUCUCUUGAAGAACCGAAAGUCCUUCCGGGUCUCCUUCCGAAUUUGCUUGUCAACGGUACGACAGGUAUCGGUGUUGGUUACCUCACCCGCAUACCCCCACAUAAUCUGAGUGAAGUCAUUGAUGCGCUGCUAGGCAAACUCUCUGAUCCGGAUGCUACUUCAGAAACGCUUAUGGAACACAUCCUCGGCCCCGAUUUCCCAACUGCGGGAAUGAUCGUAGGUACUCGGGGCAUCAAGGAUAUGUACACCACUGGUAAGGGAAGUAUGAUUGUCCGUGCCAAAGCGAUCAUAGAGAGAAUUACUACAGCGGGUCAACCGGAAACUGAACAGGAACAGAUCAUCAUAACCGAAAUUCCUUAUCAGGUAAAGAAAAAUCGGUUGCUUGAGCGGAUGUAUCAAUUGGUUGUCGACAAAACUAUCACUGGAAUUAGGGAUAUACGGGACGAGUCAGACAAAGAUAUGCGCAUUGUCAUUGAGCUCAAACGUGGUGAAAUUGCUCAGGUUAUCCUAAAUCAGUUGUAUAAGCACACAGAUAUGCAGACGCACUUCAGUGCGAGUCUUCUCUGCCUGGUAGAUGGUCUUCCGAAGGUUCUAAGGCUCGAAGAUAUUUUACAUCACUACCUUGGGCAUCGACGGGAUGUGGUUCGUCGGCGUACACAAUUUGAACUCGCCCGCGCUGAGCGUAGAAACCACAUCCUUGAAGGGUAUCUCUUGGCACUGCAAAACCUUGAGGCGAUUAUAGAACUCGUCCAAACUGCUGAGUCCCCGCAGGCAGCGGAACAACAACUACAGGUUACGUACCAACUCAGCGAGCAGCAAGCAAGAGAAAUUCUCACGAUGACGCUCCGCCAAUUGACAGGGCUUGAGCGCCAGCGUAUCCACGAUGAAUACACGGAAAUAUUAGAUCGUAUCGCUGAGUUUCGCGCGAUCCUUGCCAGUGAGACGUUGAUAACAGAUAUAAUCCGGACAGAACUCGAAACUCUCAAGGAAACGUACGGCAAUGCACGGCGAACCGAAAUUACGAGCGAAAUCAAAGAAUUUGAAGUGGAAGAUUUUUAUUGCUGA
Molecule: messenger RNA, 1506 nt
Organism: Geodia barretti
Lineage: Eukaryota; Metazoa; Porifera; Demospongiae; Tetractinellida; Geodiidae
Source: the annotation of a GenBank genome assembly